This is a messenger RNA of Acanthopagrus latus (yellowfin seabream), 2268 nucleotides long. RefSeq names its product abhydrolase domain containing 16A, phospholipase (gene abhd16a). The transcript has 20 exons. Gene Ontology annotation, biological process: monoacylglycerol catabolic process; phosphatidylserine catabolic process. Bases 60 to 1679 code for a protein of 539 amino acids. The record is from RefSeq and is a predicted model, not a curated record. Gene Ontology annotation, cellular component: endomembrane system. Lineage: Eukaryota; Metazoa; Chordata; Actinopteri; Spariformes; Sparidae. Gene Ontology annotation, molecular function: monoacylglycerol lipase activity; glycerophospholipase activity.
CGCUUUCGCUUUUGAGAUUUUUGAUCAGUGCAGGCUUCCGUAGCACUCACAGUGGAAGAAUGGCCGGCUGGAUGUGGCUCCGCUGUGUUUUAGGGCCUCAUUUGCAACGAAUUCACAAAUCACCGGACCAACAUCACCCUGGAGGGAGGGGAUGGACCUACCAACCCAAGAGCCUGGAGAAGCACACAGACAGCAUCCUCGGCUGGGCUUCAGCACUGUGGUCUCUGUCCUACUACAGCUCCCCUCUUCUCCUCUGCUAUCUGUACAGAAAAGGUUACAUCUGCACCAGUAAGUUGGUUCCAUUGAGUCAGUAUCUGGGAACAGUGCUGGUGUGUCUUCUGGGAGUGGCCUGUCUUAGAGGGUACGGGAGAUGGAAAAACUCAGAGUAUCUUCAGUUUAUCUCCAUUCUUGAAGAAACCAAAAAGAAUCACACACCAGCAAACAAGAAAAGAGUGAGGUGCUACGACUUUGACUUCUCGCACUGGCCUUUGGAUUUCAGCUGGACAGAAGUCAGCAGUCCGAAACAAUCCAAGGCUGGUGUUUCACUGCUAAAGCCAGAGCCCAGAUUAAGAGGGGCUGCAGACAGUGUCCUCAAUUCUGUGCGGACUUUACCAUGCCACAUCAUCGGCUUUCUUAUAACCCACUCGUUUGGGAGGAGGAUGCUUUACCCUGGAUCUGUAGGUUUACUGCAGAAAGCCAUGAGACCUAUGCUCCAGCAAGGCCAGGCUAGGUUAAUAGAAGAGUUUGAUGGCCAGAGGAACAAGCUCAUGGCCUGCGAUGGUAAUGAGAUCGACACAAUGUUUGUGGAUCGAAGGAGAGACGGGGGACAGAAUGGCCAGACGCUGGUCAUCUGCUGUGAGGGGAACGCAGGCUUCUAUGAGGUGGGCUGCAUGAACACGCCACUGGAGGGUGGCUACUCUGUUCUGGGCUGGAACCACCCUGGCUUUGGAGGCAGCACGGGAGUGCCGUUCCCCCAGAAUGAGGCCAACGCCAUGGAUGUAGUGAUCCAGUUUGCAAUACACAAACUGGGCUUCAAGAUCAGCGAUAUUGUCGUAUAUGCCUGGUCCAUUGGAGGGUUUACAGCCAGUUGGGCAGUGAUGUCAUACCCAGAGAUCCAGUCAAUAGUGUUGGACGCCUCCUUCGACGACCUCCUGCCUCUGGCCCUCAAGGUCAUGCCUGACAGCUGGAGGCCAUUGGUACAACACACAGUUAGGCAGUACAUGAAUCUCAACAACGCCGAGCAGCUUCUCAAAUAUCAGGGACCAGUCCUGCUCAUCAGGAGAACCAGAGAUGAGAUCAUCACCACAACGGGUCCAGAGGAUGUCAUGUCUAACAGAGGCAACGACCUCCUGCUCAAACUGCUACAGUUCAGGUACCCAAAGAUAAUGACAGAUGAAGGGAUUAGAGUUGUCAGACAAUGGCUGGGAUCCACUACUCCGUUAGAAGAAGCAUCAGUGUACAGUGGCUACGAGGUGGACGAUGACUGGUGUGUGUCUGUGCUGCAGUCGUAUCAGGCAGACAGAGAUGUUUCGUUUCCAUGGAGCGUUGGUGAGGAUAUGACUCUAGAGGGAAGACGGCAGCUGGCUCUUUUCUUGGCGCGGAAGUACAUGCGAAACUUUGAGACAACACACUGCACUCCUCUCCCCGCCUCCGAGUUUCACCAACCCUGGAGACUGUAAAGAAAGAAAGAUGGAUGGAUGACAGGAAACAAGCAGCAGAGGUUUUGGGUGGCCUGUGGUCAGAGCGGGCUCCUGGCAUGGUGUGAAUGUAUAACUGUGAUUUUGUUCCCGGAGUUUUUUUCCAAGACAGAUUUGUUGUCAUGUAUAUUGUUGCUGUGGUGGCAUCUGGAAAGAUCUGGUCUAAUAACCCCCUCUCCCCUCCAACCCCAUGCAAAAACUUGUAAAAUAUGGUAAAUCUCUUGAGGUUAUUGUUGAGUCAUUCUUUCAGUUCUUGUCACUUAAAAGGGUGCAUUUCAUGUAAAUGCAUAAGCCAUCUCUUACUCCUUCCAUUGUUCCUUCUUUGGCUGUGUUUUUAAAGACAUAACUAAAAAUACAAAUACAUUUUGGGACUGUAACUAACAAUUUUUUUUCAUUGUUGAUUUAGCUGUCGAUUAUUUUUAAAACUUGAUAGUUUAUUAAAUGACAGAAAAAGGUGAAAAAUGAUAAUCUGCAUUUUACCAAGAUGACAUCCUUCAAUGUCUUGUCCACAACCCAAAGAUAUUCAGUUUAAAGUCACAUUUAAGAAGCUCGAGUGAGAAUUAAAGAUUUU